AUCAGAUUGCUGACUGUAGCUGGCCAGAUGCUAGAGGUUGAGGUGGAGGAGAAGAAGAGAGAAAGAGAUGAAGCUCUGGCUGAGAGAGUCCCUCCUCUCAAACUUUCUGGCUUGUCUGUGGAGGAGCUCCAGGUACACACUGAUGCUCACACUGACAUUGUAUACAAAACUGUUAUGAGUGCAUUUAUAACGACAUAUGAGCCGUCCAUAAUGCAUUAUAAUGCACGACACAGUUUGAAAUUCCUUACAGAAAGUGUAACAAAAUAAAAUAAGAUAAAUUAGCUGUCUUUUGUUCUCUUGGCAGGAUUUGUGCAAAGAUCUGCACCAUAAGAUCAAUGUGGUAGAUGAGGAGCGAUAUGACGUGGGACUCAAAGUUACCAAAAAUGACAAGGAGGUAGGAUACCCCAAAAUAAUUUGUAGAAAACAAAUAAUUCCAGAGGGAAAUGACAAAAGAUAGUUUAAAUGUUUUAUAGAUUAUUGUAUAUAAGGUAUAGUGUGCAGCUAUGAUAUCAUAAAAUGAUUGCAAUAUUCCUCUAACACGUGAAUCACUUCUACUUCUAUCAGUCCAACCUGCACCUUUUUUGAACGCUUGGACCGUAUAUUUCAAGAUGACACUGUCAAAACACUGCCUCCCGGUGGUUAUGAGUUUAGAACAUACAUUUAGAGUGAAGGUCGGCAGGUAGCUUAGUGGGUAAGAGCGUUGUGCCAGUAACCGAAAGGUGGUUCUAAUCCCCGAGCCGACUAGGUGAAAAAUCUGUCGAUGUGCCCGUAAGCAAGGCACUUAAACCCUAAUUGCUCCUGUAAGUCGCUCUGGAUAAGAGCGUCUGCUAAAUGACUAAAAAUAAUAAUAAUAGGUCAGCCACAGUACAUACUAGUUACUGCACAACUGGGAGGACUAAGUGUGCAAAUUGGACUGAUAGAAAUAUAGGCCCUGGUCAAAGGUAGUACACUAUAAAGGGAAUAGGAUGCCAUUUAAGACAUAUAUAAUGUCAAUGAUCACAGUUAAUGUGAGAGCCUGUAUUGGAGCUGAAAGUUACUAAUCCUGCUUACUGUGAUACGUGGUCGUCUCUCUCUUAGCUACUCUACAGGAAAAAUACACUCAAAAACUAACUUUUGGUAUUUUUCUUAAUUAGUCCACUGUUAAUACAGUCCAAAAAAUGUUUUGCAUGUCAGCAGUCAAGUUUUCAAGAUAUUGGACUUUCAAGAAGCAAAGUGUCACUUCCCACAUCAUCAUGAUGAUAUGGCAAGUGACACAUCUUUAAAACUUGACUGAUGACAUGCAAAACAUUUUGAGACUGUAUCAACAGUGGACUAAUGAAAAAAAAAUACCACAAAAUAGUUUUUUGGGGUGGAUUUUUCCUUUAAGAUGAAUGCACUAAUAAGAGUCACUCUGGAUAAGAGCCUCUGCUAAAUGUCUAGAAUGUAAAUGUAAAAUGUCCUCUGUUCUUUGUGCUCUGCCAGAUCCAUGAGUUGGGACUAAAGAUCAUUGAGCUGCAGAGCAAGUUCAAGAAACCAAACCUGAGGAGGGUGAAGAUCUCAGCUGAAGCCAUGCUUAGUGUUCUGCUGGGCUCCAAGCAUAAGGAGACCAUCGACUUCAAGUCCAACCUCAAGACA
Molecule: messenger RNA, 1614 nt
Organism: Coregonus sp. 'balchen'
Lineage: Eukaryota; Metazoa; Chordata; Actinopteri; Salmoniformes; Salmonidae
Source: the annotation of a GenBank genome assembly